CCAGGCAAACAGAGUGCGUUUCGAAAGCGUGGUGGUUGCCGAUGUUGCCGAUGCUGCCGAUGUUGGACAGCCGUGGCGCAGGCAGGGUGACAUCCACCUGACCGAGAAUCUGUGGCUGGACACGUUUUGGCUUUCGCCAAACAACACCACUUCCCUCCCCAUCGUUGCCUGCGAUCCAUGAUUCGGCCAUGUCUUCGGAAGAAGCCAGGAAGCAAAAGGAGCGCCAGCAUCAUCGGCUGUUUUCCGCCGACUUUAUCGUCUGGCUCUCUGUGUUGGCAGUCGCUGCAUCGACCCUUCUCUACAUCCUCCUGAACCCAGAAGUCUCGCAUCCAGCUGGCACACCUCCGCCCGAUGAGACCCAGGCUUCCGCGGAGCAUCACAGCGACCACGCCCAUCAUCUCUCACUGGAGCUCCGAAGACUUGAGCAAAAGGAGGCGCUCUCAAACCAGUUUCGAAAGGUCUAUCCAAAAGAGAUCCUUCCGCUCUUCUUCAACCACGACUAUGAGAAGCUCUGGAUUCCGCUCUAUACCUGGCCUCCGCCGUGGGAGCAGCACUACCAGAUCAUCAGCAACGCCGAGUGCUGGGCUCGCGAUCAUGAGGACUCUGUGAUAGACGACAAGCUUGUUUCCAGCUACGUCGGCUUUCAAUCCUCCAAGACAAGCGACAUUGAAAAGUACUACGACGCCAUGAACAGCGCCGCGUUCGAAUAUGUAUAUCACCACGAAGCAUUCGAGCACAACCGCCUGAACUACUCCGAUACCCUGCUGGUUCUGCAGCAGCGCCAGAGUCCCUCAAAGUCUGUCCCCAUCGACGACAUCUUUUCCACCCUCAACCACUUGAAGGCUCUGGCCUUUGCCCUUGAGCAUUCGAGCCAGACCGAAAAUUUCUCGUUCUCGAUCGAGUUCCUGUCCAAGCUGCACGUCGAUCUCUCGUCCAACCUCCAACUGGCCGUUCCUGACUCGGUCGAUGCCGAGCUCGGCGUCUGGCGCAACCAUGACGCUGCUUUGGGGCUAUCGCAUGUGCUGACUCCCUACUGGAUCGAGGUCUUCCCGCUGAUGGAUCGCUACAUCGAGUGGCUCAAUCGAUGCAGCACCGAACUGCAGGAGUCGCAUAGCGCCUCCGACGAUGGCCGAAACUGGAUCCGCUCGGCGCUGUUUGCAUUCGAGGCCCUCUAUCGCUUCACAAGCAUCAACCCAUUCUCUAACGCCAACUCCAAGAUCGCGCGACUGAUUAUGAAUAUCAUCCUCGUCAAGGGCGGCCUUCCGCUCGUGGUUAUAUCGGAUCCAGAUGCGACCGCUUACUACAGUCUGUGGGAGAGCCCCAAAGACAAGCUGCCGUUCCUCCGCCACCACCUUGAGCUGCUGAAUCGCAAUCUGGCUUCGUAUGUAUGAGCCGCGGCGCCUGUCCUUGUGGGAACAGCGCAACGCCGCAUACGCUUUGCCAAAUAGCGCACGACAUCCAAAUCUAAAGCAAUGCGGCUCCUCACAGCCUGGAUAUCGGAUCCUGUACUCUCAGAACACUCUGCAGAGGCUCUCGCCGGAUCAAUACACCCAUGCGCGUGCAUUGGCCCAUACCGCGUUCAGGAAC
This is a messenger RNA of Polychytrium aggregatum, 1587 nucleotides long. RefSeq lists its product as uncharacterized. Lineage: Eukaryota; Fungi; Chytridiomycota; Chytridiomycetes; Polychytriales. The transcript is spliced from 3 exons. Bases 189 to 1391 code for a protein of 400 amino acids. The record is from RefSeq and is a predicted model, not a curated record.